AUGAGCCGUAACCUGGAGCAUUGGGUUUGCGGCCACGCGUGCCUGAUCGUGCUGGCGGUGGCCUCCGUGGGGGCCGCGCCGCUCCAGCAGGACGAAGGUCAGCGCCUUGUCGAUGCGGUCAGGGAUCGGGACGAGGCAGCGGUCGAAGCCCUUCUCGACGCCGGCGUCGAUGUCGACGUUCCACGGCCCGACGGCGCCACGGCGCUCGCCUGGGUCGCGCACCGGGACGACAUCGCGACGGCCGUCAGGCUGCUCGAGGCGGGUGCGGCGGUCGAUGCCGCAAACGGCUACGGCGUCACGCCGCUUGCCUUGGCUUGUCUGAAUCGCAGUGUCCCCAUGGUGGAGCUCCUGCUCGGCGCCGGAGCCGACCCGAACGCUGCACAGAUCAAGGGCGAGACCGUGCUGAUGACCGCGGCCCGCACCGGACACUCCGGCAUCGUGCGUCGCCUGUUGGCGGCCGGUGCAGCACCCGAUACGCGCGCCGGCGCCGCUCGGCAGACGGCCCUGAUGUGGGCGGCCGCCGGCGGCCACAGCGGCGUGGUUCGUGAUCUGCUCGACGCGGGCGCCGACCCCGGCGUCCAUACAGCCGACGGCUUCACCGCCCCUGCGUUCGCGCGCCGAGCGGUUGGCACUCGAUUCGGCGCGGCUCCUGCUCGACCGCGGGGCCGACGUCGACGAGGAGGAAGACGAGUCCGAUCGCCUCGCCCUUUCUUGGCUAUCGCCAUGGACCGGGUGGCGAUGACGCUGCUCCGGCGCGGCGCCGACCCAAACGUGAGCGCCCCGGGGUACGCGCCGCUGCACCUUGCCGUGCACAGGAACCUGCUGGAGGUCGCGAGGGCGCUGCUCCAGCAUGGCGCCGACCCCAAUGCCCGCCUGCAGAGCGCCCCGGCGCAGCUGUUCGGGCCCAACCGCGGGGCCGGGUCGGAAGUGCCACCCGAGGCGGCGGAUGCGGCCGCAGUGAACGCGACCGGGACCUUCGUUCAACAACCCGCCCGGGAAGCCAACGUCAGCGCGACCCCCUUCUUUCUCGCGGCCAAGUUCGUCAACACUCCCAUGAUGACGAUUCUCGUCGAGGGGGGCGCCCAUCCGGAGAUGACCAUCAACGAUGGAACGACCCCGCUCAUGGUUGCCGCGGGGCUGACGCAGGUCCAGGGUCCCAGUGUUCGGCGAGGGCAGGUCUCGCCGUUUACGACCAACUGGAACGAUACGGACAGCCUGGAGGCGGUGACCAAUCGCACGGAGUACGCAAACGCGGUGCGGGAUCUGCUCGGCGUGGAGGUCGAUGUGCGCUCGGUGCUGCCGGCCGACGAUUCCGGGUACGGUUUCGACAAUAUCGCCGACGUUCUCUCGCUCUCGCCGGGUCUGCUGGACCGCUAUCUGAUCGCAGCGAACCGGAUCGGUCGCCUUGCCUUGGGCGACCCGACCAUCCCCCCGCUGACCGAUGUGUAUCCCGUCUCGAGCUAUCUCGCGCAGGGCGGUCGCAUGGGCGACGACAUGCCGUUCGGGUCGCGGGGGGGCACGUCGGUUCGGCACCAUUUCCCCGUGGACGGCGAGUACGUGAUCGGCGUCCGCCUGAGCCGGACCGGAUUCGACGGCAUUCGCGGAUUGCAGCGUCAGAACACGCUCGAUUUGCGACUCGAGGGCCGGCUGCUGCGCUCGUGCGAGAUACGGAGGCGAUGGCACCCGACGCGUCCCGUCCGGACGCGACGUCCAGACCUGGAUGACGACACCUUGCGGGUCCGGGUCGCCGUUGCCGCCGGGCUGAAGCGCAUCAGCGCGGCGUUCGUGAGCGAGCCGCGUCUCCCCGAAGGCAUCUUCAAGCCGGUCCCGCCGAUCGGUACGUUCGACGAAUUGAAUCGACCGGACGCGAAUGCGGGGGUCGGGCGCAUCGAAGUGCGCGGCCCCUACAAAGGGGCGGCGCCCGCCGACACGUUGGGCUGUCGGAACGUCUUUGUCUGCUACCCGGGGGCGCCGUCGGAUGAACUGGCGUGUGCCACCGAGAUCGCGCGCACGCUGGCCCGCCGCGCGUAUCGCCGCCCGGUAUCCGAUGCGGAGGUGGAGCGGCUGCUGUCGGUCUACCGGGAAGGCCGCGCCGUGGGCGGCUUCGACACGGGAAUCGAAUGGGUCCUGGAGCGCGUGCUGGUAUCGCCGGCGUUUCUGUUCCGAACGCCGAUCGAGCCGCUCGACGCGACGCCCGGCGCCCCGCAUCGGCUGAGCGACAUCGAGCUCGCGUCCCGACUGUCGUUCUUUCUCUGGAGCAGCAUUCCCGAUGACGAGCUGCUGACCGCGGCCGAGCAAGGGCAACUCAGCGCGCCGGCGGUGCUGGAGCAGCAGGUCCGGAGGAUGUUGCGCGAUCCGCGCGCCAGUGCGCUCAGCAGCAGUUUUGCAGGCCAGUGGCUCUGGCAGCGCAACCUGCUCGUCCAUACGCCGGACCGCGAGUUGUUCGCCGAGUUCGACGACAACCUCCGGCAGGCCUUGCAGACCGAGACACGGCUCUUCCUCGAGAGCCAACUGCGCGCGGAUCGACCGGCACUGGAGCUCCUCACUGCCGACUACACCUACGUGAACGAUCGCCUGGCGCGCCACUACGAGAUCCCGGACAUCUACGGCGGCCACUUCCGGCGGGUGGAGCUGACCGGGGACCGCCCCGGCGGACUGCUCGGCCACGGCAGCAUCCUGACCGUGACGUCGUACGCGAACCGGACGUCGCCCGUACUGCGGGGGAAGUGGCUGUUGGAGAACGUUCUCGGUUCCCCUCCGCCCCCGCCCCCGCCCGAUGUGCCGGCGCUGGAAGAGAACGACGAGCGAGAGGUCCCCGCGUCCGUGCGGGAGCGUCUGGAGGUGCAUCGACGAAACCCGGUGUGCGCGAGCUGCCAUCGGCCGAUGGACCCCUUGGGCUUCGCGCUCGAGAACUUCGAUGCGACCGGCCGCUGGCGGGAUCUUGGCGCAGGCGGGGAUCCGAUUGACGCAUCCGGGCAUCUGCUGGACGGUGCCCCAUUCGAUGGGCCGAAGGAGUUCCGGGAGGCGCUGGCUUCCCGAGGCGAGGAAUUCGUGGGUACGGUGGUAGAGAAGCUGCUGACCUACUCCCUCGGUCGGGGGCUGGAGUUCUACGACAUGCCGGCCGUUCGGGAAAUCAUGCAACAGGCGGCCGCCGAGGAUUAUCGGUGGUCGGCGUUGAUUCUGGGAAUCGUCAGAAGCCUGCCGUUUCGGAUGCGGGCUGCGGAGCCGCCGGAGCCGUCCGUGUCGGCGCCGCCGUUGCCGGGGAGACAGCCAUGA
Messenger RNA from Geodia barretti, 3276 nucleotides. Lineage: Eukaryota; Metazoa; Porifera; Demospongiae; Tetractinellida; Geodiidae. The record is from the annotation of a GenBank genome assembly.